AUGCCCGAGCAACAAAAGAAGAAGAGAGUCGGGAAGGCUUGUGACACUUGCCGAAUCAAAAAGACAAAAUGUAAUGGGAAAAAGCCUUGCGAUAAAUGUCUCCAAGAGAAUAGAGUAUGUUCAUUCAGCGACCGCCGGCGUGACAAAGAGAAACACUACCCACCAGGUUACAUCGAAUUAAUGGAAACUCGUUGCAAAUUGCUUAAUAAAUCUCUCGUGAAAUUGGUAACAAUGUCGAUCAAUGGCCUGGAUAUGAAAGCUUUUUUCACCGAGAAAAAUGUCCUAGAGUCGCUUCCAAGUUCGCCGACCGACGCCGAUAGUUGUUGUGGCUCCGGCCACUGCAGCCCAGCUUCCCCGAAUAAUAACUCAAAAAUGAGAAUUUCUAUCAAUAGAGUAAUUGAGGCGCUCGUUAGUAACCAAGAUCUACUCAAGGGCGAGCCUUUAGAAUGGGAAGAAGGUACAAAAAUUGCCUGCAAUUUGGAUCCUAAUAAUGCUGACAAAUCGAUCCUUGCCUUCGCAAAGCACUCUCUGCAAAAGAAAAAGUCCUCAGCACCAACAAUUAAAGAGGAACCAGAAGAAAUAUAUAUCAAAAAAGAGGAUGAAAAUGAGCUAACAAGUGGGUUGAAAUCUCUUGGAGCUUCCAAUUUUAAUUCAAAAUCUUCAUUCUAUAACCACCCAUUAACAAAACCAAUGGCAAUUGGACCACAGUUAAAUGAAACCCUGAGUUCGUUGUCUCCGUCGCUGUCAAUCUGUGAUGAUACAAAUCUAUCAUCCCAAUCAAACGACAAUUCCUUAAAUACUUUGUCCUUCUCGCCAAAUUCAAAGGUAAAUUGUGGUACUCCAGCACUUAACCAUUUCUCAUCCAGUGACCAGAUUUCUCACGUUAACCAGUACCACAAGCAAAACCAUGGCAAGAAAAUGAACAUCAGCUCAUCAAAAAUUUCCUCCGUGUCUUCAUUUGAUAACUCUUCUGAAUUCAGUAUAUUUUCCAAUCUCGGAACAAAUAAUUCCAAUACCUCUUCCACUGCUGCUAGCAUAAAUGGUUAUGGUAACCCAUUGUAUUUUGAUGACAAGAAGGAAUUUUUCGCUCCCCAAGAAAUAGUAGAUGAGCAAGGUAUUCAAGAACCUGACUCUGUGCCAAUGAUGGAUAAUAGCACUUGGAGCUCUACCAACAAUUCGAUGUUCAAUAAUGGGAAUUCCAUGGAUAACAAUGAUUCACUAUUAUCGAUGCCAGUUUCUAUGAAAAUGAUGGCCAAUGCCUCCUCUAAACCAUUAUCGCCAACUACAGAUACCUUCUCAACUGACAUGCCGCUCUUCGACGCUCCUUUCAGCAAUUUGGAUAACUUUGAUAAUGCUAAUUCCAGCCAGCCUGUCACAAAUUUGUCCGAUGAUUUAUUGGUUAACACAGCGGGUAUUAAGCCAAGUAUGAUGUUUGCUAAUACUUCUCAACUUCUAAACAAAAUCGAUCUUUCUUCUCCUUUGGGGUCCCCGGUUCUUGCUUCACCAUUACUCUCCUCGAAUAAUGGAUUAUUGAUCGGUAAUUCGGGUAUCGACAAGUUGACAUUGAACGACUCGAAGCAUUCUCCUAAUGAAGAAUCCCCAAUAUCAGAAGAAUAUUCUCCAGCUCAUACUCCAACAACCGUUGAUUCAAUUAUCACCCUACAUUCCAAUACUAGUGCUACAAAGUUAAUUCGCAAACCGUCAUUAUCUUUAGAUGGUCAUAUUUCGAAACAAACACAAGUCCAAAAUGCUCAUUUACAACACUACCACCACCCACAACAUUCUAAUCAUUCGUAUUCACAUUCACACUCACACUCUCAUUCUCAUUCUCAUUCUCAUGCUGCUGCUCAUGGUAGUUCUCAUAAUCACGGAUUGACGAAUGGGUACCAUCCAUACGUGCAUAUUGCGUCAAAAUUGAAGAAUGGUAGUGAAGAAACCGUAGAUUCUCAUCUGAGCUCAGUGAGUGCCACUAAAAAAUUGAGCCAUUUUACUAAAAAUUCUUCAAAAAAGACCAAUAUUAUUAAUGAAGGCAGGGGAAGUAGUGAUAGCAAUGAUGCGGUGGGCUCUAUCUUUGAUGGAGGCAUGGAUUUUAAUAAUGAUGAGUUCAAGUUGAUUAAUGAUGAUUUGAAUUUGCCAUUUGAAGAAACGGCCGAAGGUGAAGGCUUAAAAGGGGUUUAG
Messenger RNA from Saccharomycopsis crataegensis, 2178 nucleotides. Its product is annotated as Zn(II)2Cys6 transcription factor domain-containing protein. Gene Ontology annotation, biological process: regulation of DNA-templated transcription. NCBI's taxonomy places the organism in Eukaryota, Fungi, Ascomycota, Saccharomycetes, Ascoideales, Saccharomycopsidaceae. Bases 1 to 2178 code for a protein of 725 amino acids. Gene Ontology annotation, molecular function: zinc ion binding; DNA-binding transcription factor activity, RNA polymerase II-specific. The record is from RefSeq and is a predicted model, not a curated record. The transcript has a single exon.